Molecule: messenger RNA, 742 nt
Organism: Oreochromis niloticus (Nile tilapia)
Lineage: Eukaryota; Metazoa; Chordata; Actinopteri; Cichliformes; Cichlidae
Product: zinc finger protein 708-like
Exons: 2
Coding region: 1-558 (185 amino acids)
Biological process (GO): regulation of transcription by RNA polymerase II; embryo development
Cellular component (GO): nucleus
Molecular function (GO): DNA-binding transcription factor activity, RNA polymerase II-specific; RNA polymerase II transcription regulatory region sequence-specific DNA binding
Source: RefSeq, a predicted model, not a curated record
AUGAGUUCGACACAGAAGGACCAACAUGGACCGAGAAGUCAGCGCUCUCAGGACGCCGACAAACCUCACAGAAGAAAGAGAGAGAAAAAAUACACCUGUGACGAGUGUGGGAAGGAUUUUACGAGGAAGUCUGAACUAAAACAACAUCAGCUCAUCCACACUGGAGAGAGACUGUUCAGCUGUGACUUGUGUGGAAAGUUGUUUUCCUGGAAGAAUGUCCUAAAAAGACACCAAAUCGUCCACAGUGGAGUUAAAGCUUACAGCUGUGAUCAGUGUGGCAGAGCUUUUACUCACAGUAGCAACUUACAGAGACAUCUAGUUACCCACUCUGGAAUGAAGGCAUACAGCUGUGACAUCUGUGGAAAAACUUUCAGCCAGCUAUGGUACCGAAAUAUACACCUACGCAUUCACUCCGGAGAAGAUGUGUACUGGUGUGAUCAGUGUGGCAAAUACUUUACAACAGACGCACAUUUACAAAGCCACAUGUUUACCCACACUGAGGAGAGACCUUAUCAAUGCGACCUGUGUGAGAAGACUUUUAAACUCCGAGUCACCUGAGACGACACCAACAGAUCCACACCAGAAAGAGACUCUACAAGUGCAGUUACUGUGAGGUAUGUAUUUUUAUUUUUAUCUUGUAAGUUCAGUCUGACUGUUUGGAACAAGUCUGCUCAUUAAAUUGUGUUAGCAUGUUAGCACUUCUACUGCUCCGAAGAGUAGCUCUGAGCCAUUAUUCAGAGUU